Geodia barretti is the source of this 1038-nucleotide messenger RNA. Lineage: Eukaryota; Metazoa; Porifera; Demospongiae; Tetractinellida; Geodiidae. The record is from the annotation of a GenBank genome assembly.
AUGCAGUUGCCGCGGGGUAUUAAAGAGACACUGAUUACCGUCAAGUACGAACAACAGGCAGAACUGGCAAAAGCACUCGGCGCAGAUCAUGUCGUGAACAUCAAUAACACCGAUGUGCGAGAAUACGUCAAGGAUGUCACAAACGGCAUCGGUUUUGAUGCGGUAGUUGAAACGGUAGGAGGGGCAGAGAAUUUCGAUACUGCCAUGACUAUCGUUCGGAAACAAGGAGCUGUUGUGCUCGUCGCCGGAUACUACAAACCGCUUGAGGUGAAUCUCUCUACUAUCGUUUGGUCGGAGGCGACCAUUACGGGUUCUAACUGCUACGGUUAUAGCGGGAUGGAAACCGACUUUGAGGCGGCAAUUGAGUUGAUUGACUCCGGCAAGGUCGAUGCUACAAAAUUGGUAACACACUCCUAUCCGUUUGAGGAGAUCGCUGAAGCGUUCCGUGUGUCUGCCGAUAAGUCCUCCGGCGCGGUUAAGGGCUACCUCGGUCCUUACAAGCUCUGUAGUCCUGAAAAGAUGCUCACCAUGCAUUCGGAAAUCGAGAAAGUACUUGAAACUGCACCGCCGGAUCACAACCACUUGGAGCAUAACCGCCAUCUUGACUCUGUAUUAAUUAACAAUCUUGCCACGCAUCCGGCUAUCAUCAAGCGGAUGGCAUCUCUCUACGGACCCGAUCUGCUGCUCUGGCGGACGAACUUUUUCAUCAAGGAACCAGGCGCGAAAGAGAUUCCGUGGCAUCAAGACUUCAACUACUGGCCCCUUGAACCACCUAUUAUUAUUUCUGCAUGGAUUGCUGUCGAUUCCGCAACGUUAGAAAAUAGUUGUCUCCAAAUCGUUCCCGGUUCACACCGUAAAGUGGUACCGCACGUGAAAGCAACCUCGGACAUGGCGUUCAAUCAGAUGGGUGAUCUUGGAUUCAUUGAUACCAGCACUAUCGUCAGCCUUGAGAUGCAACCGGGCGAAUUUGUCCUCUUUAAUGAGCGUACUUGCAUCACUCAGAAGCAAAUCGCUCUGAUAAACGGCGUAUCGGUUUAG